Impatiens glandulifera is the source of this 1200-nucleotide messenger RNA. RefSeq names its product chromatin remodeling protein EBS-like. Lineage: Eukaryota; Viridiplantae; Streptophyta; Magnoliopsida; Ericales; Balsaminaceae. The record is from RefSeq and is a predicted model, not a curated record. The transcript has 6 exons. Gene Ontology annotation, molecular function: chromatin binding. The coding region runs from base 43 to 1200 and encodes 385 amino acids.
UCUAUUCUCCUACCCUAUCCUCACCUCACUUUCUCUCACUAGAUGGCCAAAAUCAAACCAGUCAAACGCAACUUAGACUCCUACACCAUCAGAGGCACCAACACAGUCGUCAAACCUGGAGAUUAUGUGUUGUUGCGAUCACCGGAGAGCGAUACUACUCCUUAUGUGGCUCAGAUGAAGAAGAUCCAGAUAGACAAUGAAAAUAACGUGACAGUUUGCCUAAGGUGGUAUUACCGGCCGGAGGAUUCCAUCGGAGGUCGUAAACUGUUCCAUGGUGCGAAAGAACUGUUCUUGUCCGACCACUACGACUUUCAGAAUGCUUUAACGAUUCAAGGCAAGUGUAUGGUUCAUUCUUUGAAGAAUUACACCAACUUAGAGAAAAUUGAAGCUGAGGAUUACUAUUGUCGAUAUGAAUACAAAGCUGCAACCGGUGUUUUUGUACCUAGUCGCGUUAGAGUGUAUUGUAAAUGCAAAUUGCCCGAAAACCCUGACCUUUUGAUGGUGGAGUGUGAGGAAUGCAAAAACUGGUACCAUCCUUUUUGUCUUGAGAUGACUAUUGAUCAAGCAAAACAAUUAGAUCCGUUUAUGUGUUCUGAUUGUAAUGGAGAGGAGUUAAAAAGAUCGAGGAGAAAACAUAAUAAAGAAUAUAAUAGCAACAUAGGAAGUAUAACAUUGUGGUUAAUCAUAAAUUCAUUAUUCUCUUCUUCUACCAAGCGGUGGAAAAUCUUCAAAGAUCAUGUACAAGGUCUUACGGUCAAGCCAUUAUCACAAACACGAUGGGAAAGUCAUGUUGAAAGUGUGAAGCCCAUAAAAGACCAGACUUUAAAAAUACGAGAUGCUUUAAUUGAUUUGGCAAACACUUCUUGUGACUCAAAAAUAAAGAGUGAAGCUGAGGGUUUGGCAUCAUUUGAACUUGAGAAUUUUGAAUUCCUAACCGGAAUGAUAAUUUGGUACAAGUUAUUAUAUGAGAUUAACAUUGUCAGUAAGUUUCUCCAAUCAGAAAAAAUGGAUAUUGAUGUUGCUAUUAGACAGUUAAAGGGGCUUAUUUCUUUUCUCCAAGAGUUUAGAGAAUCUGGAUUUGAUCAAGUCUUGGUUGAAGCCGAACAUAUUAUAAGUGAAAUGGGAAUUGAACCUAUUUUCCGAAAAAACGCAUCAUUCGGAGAAAGAGACAAUUUGAUGAUAUUAACAGUGAAGAGGUAA